Capsicum annuum is the source of this 1116-nucleotide messenger RNA. Its product is annotated as translation initiation factor IF-1, chloroplastic. Bases 376 to 843 code for a protein of 155 amino acids. Gene Ontology annotation, molecular function: RNA binding; ribosome binding; translation initiation factor activity. Gene Ontology annotation, biological process: translational initiation. Lineage: Eukaryota; Viridiplantae; Streptophyta; Magnoliopsida; Solanales; Solanaceae. Gene Ontology annotation, cellular component: cytosol. The record is from RefSeq and is a predicted model, not a curated record. The transcript is spliced from 2 exons.
CAGACUUAUAUUUAAUUAUUAUUAUUAUUUUUAACUUUUUUUGACGGGAUAAAGAGAAUCCUCUAGUCCCCUCCUCUCUUAUCCAAAUAAAAAAAUAAAUAAAAAGGCAUUACUAAUUUUAGUGUAAAUUCACUCUCACCGGCGCCGGAAAAAUUUAUUCAACGGCGAAUUUGUGGUGGUUUCCGGUGAACUUGUUUUUUUUGUUCUUGCAAAUAAGGACCUCAAGUUUCUAUAAGUUUCGAAGUAGUCCUUCUUCUCCAGCAAAGUUGAUACUACUUCCUUUCCCGUUUAUCAUCGCUGUGUUGUCCUUUGGCUAUUUUUAGAUAGCUGUGUUGCUGAGUUGUGAUCGUGCACCAUAGACUAGCUGUCGUUUCAAUGGCAUCUCUAUCAUGGUGGAAUACCGCUCCCGCUACUGCUGCAAUGACAUCUUGUUCCCCUACUCCAACGUCCUGUAAAACCUCCAAUUCAUUAGCACUGCCGCGUUCUGUGUUUGUCAGCAAGCAAGAACAAUUAAUGAGACAUGCCAAGGGACUUUUGGUUAAAACACAGCAACAGUCGAAGAAGAAGAACAAUUUCACCUAUUCCAGACGUACUAUGAGCAUUCAGUGUCUCUCGCAGGAACAGAAAUGGACUCAUGAAGGUUGCAUUACCGAGUCACUCCCCAAUGGCAUGUUUAGGGUCAAACUGGACAACGCAGAGGUGGUACUGGGAUACAUUUCUGGAAAGAUACGAAAGAAUUUCAUACGGUUGUUGCCCGGAGACAGAGUCAAAAUUGAAGUAAGUCGGUAUGAUUCCAGUAAAGGUCGAAUCACUUAUAGACUCCGUGGUGGUCGAGAAGGGUAGGAGUCAGUGAUGGUGGAAGGCAAUUUUGUACGCGACCGGCGACCGGCUUUGCUGAUGAACCACCAUUCACCUGCUCCUAUCCUUGCUUAUGAGAAGAGAACCUAAAAUGUAUAUUCUUAUGCUUGAGAUAUUCAUAGGCAUUUACUUUUGUUGUUAACCUUUAUGUUGUGAUAGUAAACCAAUUAGAUUGGAAAAGCAAAACUUGUGCAUCUUUUUGGCUAUUUUGUUGAUUGUUUUAUCCUCAUUUGAAUUUAUCUGCUGGUUUUUGUUGCC